Messenger RNA from Terrapene triunguis (Three-toed box turtle), 1165 nucleotides. Its product is annotated as rho GTPase-activating protein 4-like. The transcript has 7 exons. Gene Ontology annotation, cellular component: cytoplasm. The record is from RefSeq and is a predicted model, not a curated record. Lineage: Eukaryota; Metazoa; Chordata; Testudines; Emydidae. The annotation marks the transcript as partial. Gene Ontology annotation, molecular function: protein binding. Gene Ontology annotation, biological process: signal transduction; negative regulation of cell migration.
UGUGUCCCAGCACAGCGAGGAGAACAUGAUGAACCCCUACAAUCUGGCCGUCUGCUUCGGGCCCACGCUGGCGGCCGCCCCCCCCGGCCUGGACCCCGUCUCCACCCAGCCCCACGCCAACGAGGCCGUGAAAUGCCUGAUCCUGCACCCCGAGGCCGCCUUCCCGCCCCCCGACCAGCUGCCCGGCCCCCUGUACGAGCGCUGCCUGGCGCCGCCCGACGAGGACGGGGAGACGCUGUCCCUGGACCCUGCGGCUGAGGAGAGCGAGGGGGAUGGGCCCCCCGAGACAUCGGCUGUGGCCAGCGAGGAUGACCCGCAGGGCCCCCCCGAGGCCGUGGCCCGGUUCUCCUACGAGGGGCGCUCGUCCCAGGAGCUCUCGUUCCAGACGGGUGACCGGAUCCGGCUGCUGGCCAAGGCCUCCCCAGACUGGUGGCGUGGGGAGCUGGGGGGGGCCCGCGGCCUGGUGCCCCACAAGUACAUCAGCCUGAUCCCCAGCACCGAGAAAAGCGGGAGGCGCCGAACCUCGGGGUCGGACGGAGACGCCGCGUCCCCCCCAGCUGAGCCAACACCAGAGUCAAUCAGCAGGCUGCGGGUGAACUCGGAGGGCAGCCGCGGACGCCAGCGACCUGGGACCAGCCCCAUCCGCAAACUGGCUUCUCCCUUCAUUGACUCGGGGCGUCUGCCCUUCCCCCUUCAGCCCCCCAGCGCCCCCCGGGCUCUCGACAGGACAGAGCGGGGGGCUGUGGGGGUCGGCCCCUCCGGCAGAGAGAAACAAGGGGCCCUGGAGAAGCACGUGGAGAUGGAUAAGGCUGUGACGCGCAACAUGGACUCCGUGUUCAAGGAACUGCUCAGCAAAAGCGGGGGAAGGCGGGGGGGCCCGACAGCGUCCCCGAGCCCCCUGAGACCCUAGGGCCCCCGAACCGCCCUGGCCCCCCCAAACCUGCCUUCGGUCUGCACGACAAAGGGCUCUUCAAAGCCGCCGGGAACGGGCAGUGAGCCCCGGCUAUCCUCCGGGCCAGACCCACCCCCAGCUCCUGGGGCGCAGGGGGCUCCCUUGGGGGGUCCCUGCCCCCCGCUUUGAGCUCAGCUUUGUACCUGGGGGAGGGGGAAGCUGCUGUCCGUUGGGGGUUCCCCGCACCCCAAAUAAUGUUUGCUUGAAUUCUCU